This is a messenger RNA of Rattus norvegicus (Norway rat), 7333 nucleotides long. Lineage: Eukaryota; Metazoa; Chordata; Mammalia; Rodentia; Muridae. The record is from RefSeq and is a predicted model, not a curated record.
UUAGAAAACAGGAAAGGGGGUUGGGGAUUUAGCUCAGUGGUAGAGCGCUUGCCUAGCAAGCGGAAGGCCCUGGGUUCGGUCCCCAGCUCCGAAAAAAAGAAAAAAGAAAAAAAAAAAAAAAAAAAGAAAACAGGAAAGGUCACGGUCUGUUUAUAGUAGGCAGACAGUCAGAUUCUACCAAACAAUGCCCUUUUUCUCGUAUGUAUUAUUACCAGUUAUGCCGGCUUCGUGACUUGGUUUGGAGUUUUUUUCCUUGCUCCUUCCCCCUCCUUCCCGGAGAGACAGGGAACGGGGUUUCUCUGUGUAGCCUUAGAUGCCCUGGAAUUCACUCUGUAGACCAGGCUGGCCUUGAAUUCACAGAGAUCCACCUGUUUCUGCCUCCCCAGUGCUGGGAUUAAAGAUGUGAACCACCAUUGCUAGGAGGUAUUUAUUGCUCUGCCCCAAGCUCACGUGUGCAUGUGUGCGUGCGUAUAUCUCUGUGUGAGUGUGUGUGUGUGUGUGUGUGUUUGUUUGUUUUCCUGUGUGUAUAUGUGUGUCUGUGCAUGUGUCUGUGUCUAUAUGUGUGAGAAGGAACAUGUGGAAGUCACAGGACAACCUCAUGGAAUUGAUUCUCCCUUCUUUCCAUGGGUUCCAAGAUUCAAACUCAGGUCUCUAGGCUUGUGUGGAAAUCUCCUCUACCCUCUGAGCCAUUUCACUUCCCCCUACUCCCCCUUUUUUUCCUGUUUUGAGGUAGGGCUUGUACCCUAGGCUGGUCUAGACCUUGCUGUGUGGUGCUGAUCUGGAACUUCUGCUUCUCCUACUAAGCCAUUGGUGUUGAGAUCACAGGGGUCCCCGCUGUGCCUGGUUUCAUAUGAUCAAACUUAGGGCUUCAUUCAUGCUAGGCAAGCAUUUUACCAACAUUGCAGCUCCUGACGCUGUGUCUGAAGUGUACUCAGCUAAAGGUGCAGGCUAUAAAGGACCCCAAGUUACUCUUAGAAAAUAUCGUCUGCUGUGUGCCUCCUUCCUGGCUGUGAAUCCGACUGAAACCGGAAGCCUGCUUGCUCUGCUUUUCGGGAUCAGGCCUCGAGGCUGGGGGUUCCUGUGGGGGUGCUGUCUGCCAGAGUGUUCGCUCACAGCGUGCAGCAGGUCUGCGUGGAGCCCAGCCACCCCGUGCUGCUCAGCCCGGAACAAAGUGAGAGGCUGUCUUCCUUGCUAGUGAGCGCUCAGCGCUUGUUGGCCCACAACAUGUUCUCCCGACUCACCUUCUGUCAAGAACUAUGGAAAGCACAGAACUCUUUGUUGCUGGAAGCUGUGUGGCGUCUUCACACACACCAUGUCGUGAGCCUACAAGAGUUACUGCAAAGCCAUCCUGACACGGAAGCCAUGACCACGUGGCUCUUCAGGAACCUACGCUUCCUGUGUGAGCUGAUAGGAGCAUCCUGCCCAUCCUCUGAUACUGUGGAAGCCAUGCUUUCUGGUCUUGUGCAACUGUUAAUUUCAUGGGGAUUUCAGGGAAGCUCAGAUCCAAGAAGACUCCUAGAGUCUGAAAAAAUUGAAAAGAUGCCUCAGGUCGCUGCUGAUGUUCUGCAGAGAAUGCUGGCUUUUUCACUCGAUACCCUGGAUGCUGAUUCGCAGACGACUUUGGAUCACCAGGCCGUGAGUGGCUGGAUCACUGUGUACUCUGGACGUACGUGCUGUGGUAUGAUAGCAGCUGAUUCUCUGAAGAGCUUCCUCAGUCACGCGCUAACUCAGAUUCUGACUCACAAGCCCGUGCUGAAAGUGUCUGACGCCAUUCAAAUGCAGAAAGAGUGGAGCUUUGCAAAGACACCCCAUCUGCUCAUUGAUCUGUACUGCAGGGUUUUUGUGACACUGGGUCCAGAGGAGUCAAUUGGCCAUUUGCAGGAAGUUCUGGAGCUGCAGGAGGUUAACUGGCAACACGUGCUGUCCUGUGUGUCUACACUGGUUGUCUGCUUUUCUGAGGCACAGCAGCUGAUUAAAGAUUGGGUGGCCUCUUUGAUGGCCCGGGCCUUUGAGAGCUACCACCUAGACAGCAUGGUCACUGCCUUCCUGAUUGUGCGCCAGGCUACUCUGGAAGGCCCCUACGUAUUCCCGUCCUACGCAGAUUGGUUCAAGGAGUCCUUUGGAAGCUCACAUGGCUACCAUAGCUGCAGCAAGAAGACACUGGUCUUCCUCUUCAAAUUCCUGUCUGACCUCGUGCCCUGGGAAGCCCCUCGGCACAUGCAGGUGCACAUUUUCCACCCACCCCUGGUGCCAAGCAAGUACCACUCUCUGCUCACAGACUACAUCUCCUUGGCCAAGACAAGGCUUGCUGACCUCAAGGUUUCCCUGGAGAAUGUAGGACUCUACGAGGAUUUGUCAUCCACCGGGGACAUUGCUGAGCGUGAGAGCCAGGCAGUCCAGGAUGUUAAGAAGGCCAUCAUGGUGUUUGAACAAACAGGGAAGAUCCCUAUGCCUGUCCUGGAGGCCAGUAUCUUCAGGAGGCCCUACUACCUGUCGCACUUCCUCCCUGCGCUGCUCGCACCGAGAGUGCUCCCGGAAGUUCCUGACUCUCGGGUGGCCUUCAUAGAGACCCUGAAGAGAGCAGAUAAGAUUCCCCCGUCGUCAUACAGUGCCUACCGCCAAGCCUGUGCCACUGCUGGGGACAAGCAGCCCGACAACACCACCUCGGGACAAAGGACAGAAACCAACUGUGCUGAACGGCCCCUGGGACUGCUCACGGCAGCACUGGAGGAGCUCAGAGCUCUAAUGACAGACCCCACCCAAUACAGUGUUAUAUCUGCUCAGGUGGCUGUGGUUUCUGAAAGACUAAAUGCUGCUCUGGGACACAGGAACGAUGAUGAUGUCAGCCUCCGGAGAUCAAAGAUUCAGCUCAGUGUCCUUCUGCCCACACUCCAGAGUCAGGACCAGGGGGUUGUGGAUCUCCUGCUCACAGCCUUCUGUCAGAACCUAAUGGCAGCCUGUAGCUUUGUGCCCCCAGAGAGGCAGAGCUCCUGGGCUGUCCUUUUCGUGAGGACCCUUUGUGGACACAUGCUCCUCCCGGCAGUGCUCACUCGGCUGUGCCAGCUGCUCCGCCACCAGGGUCCAAACUUGAGUGCCCCUCACGUACUGGGCUUGGCUGCUCUUGCUGUCCAUCUGGGCGAGUGCAGGUCCACACUUCCAGAGGUGGAUCCAGGUGUUCUCGCUCCUCCCAGCAGCCUCUGCGUCCCUGACUUCUUAAACAGCCUCCUGACCUGCCACACGAGGGACUCUCUGCUCUUCUGCAUGAAAUUCUGCACAGCAGCAAUUUCUUACUGUUUAUGCAAGUUCUCUGCUCAGCCCUCUGCUUCCCUGCACAAUUGUUUGUCUCCAGGUCUGAUCCAAAAGUUUCAGUUCAUUGUGUUAAGAUUGUUCCCAGAGGCCAGAGCACCUUGCAGUCCAGAGCACACAGCUCGCAUUCCCUGGAAACUUCUGUAUCUUCCUUCUGCAGACUGGCCGAGAGCUGCGCUCUCUCUGUGGAGAUGGAGCAGCUUCCAAGAGCUGUUAAAGGAGGAGGAAUUUCAUUUAACUUACAGAGAUUGGAUUCAGUUGGAACUGGAAAUUCAACCUGAAGCUGAUGCCCUCUCAGGCACAGAAAGACAUGACUUCCACCAGUGGGCAAUCUAUGAGCGCUACCUGCCAGCACCGUCAGCUAUGGGAGGCUGUGGUGGGGACCUGGAGGCGGCGUGCACAGUCCUUGUCAGCGAGCUCAUGGACUUCCACCAAAGGAGUUACAACCACUCAGAGGACUCUGAUCUGGUUCUUGGUGGCCGCACAGGAAACGAGGAUCUUCUUUCUAGACUACAGGAGAUGGCUAUGGACCUGGAGCUUGAUCAAGGUUCUGCUGUGCCCCGUGGCUGUUCUACUCCUGAGAGUCACUUUCUCUUUCGGGUGUUCAGAGGACGGCUGCAAGCUUUGGCAAGGCCAGGCAGCAUGGCUACCAGCCUUAGGAGACAGCAGGAACUGCUCAUAUGCAAACGGCUUCUCCUCCGUCUGCCUCCCUCUGUCCUUGUGGGCAGCCCCCAGGCCGGACAACCUGUCUCCCCGAACUGUGAAGAGUUCUUUAACCUGGUCACCUCUGGGUUGAGAAACAUCUGUUGCCACGGCAGUGUCCUGACCUACGACCUUACCAUCCACUUCUUCAGGGGGCUCCUCAAUGUGUGUCUCCGAAGUCAAGACCCGGCGCUGGUGGCCAACCGCACACUGGCAGAAUGCCAGACUAAGUGUCCCAUGAUUCUGACUUCAGCACUGCUGUGGUGGUCAAGCCUGGAACCGGUGUUGUGUAGUCAGUGGAAGAAAUGCUAUCAGAGCACACUGCCUCAAGAGCUGCAGAGGCUACAGGAAGCCCGGAAGUUUGCUAGCAAUUUCGCCUCCGAUUCAGCGGCCCCAGCACCCAGCCCCGCCUGGAUCUCAGCUGCUGCACUGUACUUUGCAACUAGAGAAGCUGGGAGGGAAAAUGUCACAACACAUCUGAAGAGGCUAGACUGCGAAAGAGAGGAGCUCCUGAUCACCCUCCUCUUCUUUUCCUUGAUGGGGCUACUCUCGUCCUACCUGACCCAACGGGACACCGCUGAGUACCAGAAGGCUGUGGACAUCUGUGCUGAGGUCCUCGCCUGUUUGGAAAGACGGAAGGUGUCCUGGCUGAUGCUCUUCCAGUUGGCAGAGACGGAUGCCAAGCUAGGGCACCUCCUUCUCUUGGCCCCAGACCAGCACACCAGGCUGCUACCACUUGCUUUCUACAGUCUCCUCUCCUGCUUCAGUGACGGUACCACUGUCAGGGAAGCAGCUUUCCUGCAUGUUGCGGUUGACAUGUACCUCAAACUGGUACAGCUCUUUGUGGAUGGGGAAACCAGGAUUGUGUUACCUCAGGCCAGCAGAAGCAUCUCCGAGCUCCAGGAUAGCCCUGUACAACUGAUAACAAAGGCACGCAGUUUUCUGUUGCAGCUAAUACCUCAGUGUCCGAGACAGUGCUUCUCCAACAUGACAGAGCUGCUGGCUGGUCGAGGAGACUGUGACCCUGAGGUGAGCAACGCCCUCCAGCAAAGGCAGCAGGCUGGCCCCAGCUUUGACCUCUCCCAGGAGCCUCAUCUGUUCUGACGGCACCGGUCUCAGGCACCAGCCGCACCUUUGUGAAUAAUUUAUUGCAAGCAUAACAUGGAGUUCUUGUUACACUAGAAAGUGGAUUACAAAUCUCCUCGACUGCUCUGGUUAGGAAAAGAGAAAUUAAUUAUUCAUAAUCUGUGUCUGGCCUUAUUGUUCGGUGUCCAUAGGAAAAUAAAACUGCUGGUACCACAGCGGGUUGAAGUACACGCUCUCAGCCCGAGAGAGGUGCCCUCCACCAUAUGGCUGCUGGCUCUGUGAGUGGGUGUAGCACGGGAUCCAACAAGCAAGCAGAACUGUGCCAGGGGGGGAGUGAGGAACGUGAGUGGAACUGUCCUUGACCUCACAUCACGGCUGCGUUCCAGCUGCUCCACGUCCAGCGGUCUGUCCGCCUGCAGUCAGUCCUCAGGUCGGCUCGGGCUUCACAGCCUGGCCCUCCACGGUCCCAGCGAGGCUCAGAGGCCCAGGUGGUGGCUCUGCUUCCAAAGGCAGGGCUUGGGUCUGGGUCAGAGGAUGGACCAUGGACAUAUGCACGUUGAGGUUGUGGGCUUUUUCAAACCGCCGGCCGCACUGGUCACAGGCGAAAUCCAGCUCAGUCUCUGCUUUGUGUUUGGUCAUGUGGUACUUGAGGGACGCUCGUUGCCUGCACUGGAACCCACAGACCUCACACCUGGAGGGCAGAGGCAGGUGAGGUAAGCUGCACCUUGUCCCAGGCAUAGGAAGUGCCCAGCCCACACUUACUGCAGUGGCUUGGCUCCUGAGUGGCGCAUCUGGUGGACAAGAAGGUGCUUCCGCUGCUUGAAGGUCUGCCCACAUUCGUCACAGAUGUAAUUGCGUACCUCUGCAAGACCAGAGCGGAUGUGAGCACCAGAGCCGGCAAAACCCAAUCUGCUCCAGGGGAGGUGAUAGUUAUCACUGUUCUAAACAACACGAGGGUGUCCCCAGGCGGGGGCCUUUGGGAACCCACAUGAUUUAAAAUGAAAGGCAAUUCUGAUAUGGAGAACUUCACUAAUAAGUUCCUGACUGAACAAUGGUGGCACACGCCCACGUCCCAGCGCUUGGGAAGCAGAGACAGGUCGAUCUCCAAGUUCAAUGACAGCCUGGUCUAGGGAGCAAGUUCUAGGACAGUCAGGAUUACACAGAGAAACCCUACCUCAAAAAACCAACAUUUCUAAUAUAAACUGUUUUCAUUAUAGAAGAUUUCCAGGUUCCUCAGAACACUGUCACAUGGCUAGGUCUUCACCACAGAAAUUGUGCGUUUCAAACCUUUUUGUUUGUUUCUGAGCCAAGAUCUCGCUGUGUAGCCAUGACUGGCCUUCCAGAGAGAUAUGCCCAGCCUGGCCUGUGGAAGCACAGAUCUCUCUAGAAGUCGUCCCAAAGUGAGGCCCCAGACAGUGCAGAGAACGUUUCUGGUGGAGGGAAGUGGUUUGAUGCACUUUGGAAACCAGCUUCUCACACUCGUCAACAAAAGCUUUAGCCACAUCAGUAUGGUGGCUCACACCUGCAACCUCAGUGCUCCAUGGUUCAAGACCUCUGCUGUAUAUCAGACUCGAGGCCAGCCUGAACCACACGAAACUCUCAAAAACAGCAAAAGCCAUGGAGAAGGCUCAGCAGGUAGAGUCUUGCCUCCAAGACUGAGGACUCCAUCCCAGAUCCCACGGGGUAGGGUUGACGCCUACCAGCUGUCCCGUGCUCCGCACACGUGCCGUGCGUGCCGUGUGUCCCAUGCUCUGCAUGCGUGCUAUGCGUGCCGUGCGUGUUUCCAUCUAUACACCAGGGCUGCACAGCACUAAGCACCAAUUGUUCCAACCCAUGCUGCCUACACCUACAAAACGCCUGGCCUCUUCAGCUAAACUACUGAAGAGUGUAUUUCACCUCGUUUUGUUUUUUGAAGCAGGCUUCUCUGUAUAGCCCUGGCUGUCCUGGAACUCUUUCUAGACCAGGCUAGCCUUGAACUCAGAGCUCUUCCUGUGUCUCCCUCCCAAGUGCUGGGAUUAAAGGCAUGGGCCACCACCAUCCUGCUGUUUCCCCUCUGCAGAAAGCGGCUGCUCUGUGCACUGUGACAGGCUACAGAGCUGGACGACCUAGACCAAAGGGAGUUACUCUAGCAGGAGGCAUGCCCAAAGGCUUAGCAAGGACAACUGACAUUCAGCUGGAUCUCAUCACAAAACCAAGUAAAUGAUCCAUCAAUAAAAUGCCUAAACGGUAAUGUGAAAAA